Molecule: messenger RNA, 4968 nt
Organism: Bactrocera oleae (olive fruit fly)
Lineage: Eukaryota; Metazoa; Arthropoda; Insecta; Diptera; Tephritidae
Gene: Zmynd10
Product: zinc finger MYND-type containing 10
Biological process (GO): motile cilium assembly; outer dynein arm assembly; inner dynein arm assembly
Cellular component (GO): centriolar satellite; cytoplasm
Source: RefSeq, a predicted model, not a curated record
CUUGCGCUUGUUUUUGAAAUAUUGAAAAUAAUAAAAACAUUACCCCAAUAUGAUGUUUUUGUACAGAGAUUUUCAGAUGAAUAUUUGACGAUAAACUGAGAAUUUCGAAAUUCUCAUUGGUAGUAGUAAUAUAAACAAUGGUCAAUAUUUUCAUCCACAGUUACAGUGAAACAACAAUUACCUGCGAAUAAGUUUGUUUAUCUGUUUUGUACGGGUACACGUCAUUUGCGAAUGAUUGUCAAAAAUUUGGUGAUACCAGUGGUACAAAAAUGGUAAAAGGUGUUUUAAUAUUUUAUUAUUAUUAUCUGCUAGAAAACCUUUUUAUUCUAUUUUUUUUAACUUCAAAUGUAAUUAAUAUUUAAAUUAUAACUUUUUUAUAUUAACUUUUAACUGACUGGCGAGAAUACUACUAAAUGUAAUUUAUUAAUCAAUUUGAAGCAUUUUAAUUAUUAUCUAGUAAUUCGUGUAUUUUAAUCAUUUUACUUCACGGCACAUUUUGAGGUUAAUGUAUAGUUUAGGUCCCCCAACUAAGGAGGCCGCAAAUAUGAUUUCUUUUUAAAUCGUCUUAUUUUGACACGAAUAUUACAAAUCCGCCAGUACGGAAAGGAGUUUGACGCGAUUGAAUUAUGAACAUCCCGGUUUUGGACCGACCAGGCAACCGAAGGCCGCCAAUACAGAAAGGAGUUUGACGCGUUAUUUUUUUAAAGCGCGGACGAAAGCAGCCAGUGCGGCGCAAAAGAAAUGGUGACUGUUACAUUUCUUCAGUAUUAUUUUUCCCAUAAAAAUGUUUGACUCUCUGAACUGGUAAUUACAGCUAAGUGAUCUGAAUUCUGAAGAAUUUUGCCGCUACAACAAGAACAACAACUAAGUGACUUGAAAAAGUGCGGUAAAUAUAUUUGUAAAUAUAUACCUAAAUUUUUGAAAAAAUUCACUUUCCGCUCACAGAUUUAUAAAAUUCUCGUCAAAAUAAGAAGAUUUAAACAGAAAAUUUCAUUUUUGAGGCCUCCUUAGUUGGGGGACCUAAAAUAUACAUUUACCCAUUUUGAUUUUAAGUAUUAGCCCUUUAUAAAAAUUUAAAAGUAUUAAGUUAUGAAUUUAAACAAUUCCCUUAAUUAAAUUUUGUUUACGAUUUUCAUUGUAUGGCAAGGUUUAAUUUUGACAUAUAUGGGAAAAUUUUAGAAUUCUUUGCUUAUUAUUUGAUUGUGCCACGCAAAGACUUCCCAAUAGUGUUCAUAAAGUUGGAAAAUUUUACAUAUAUCUAUUUGGAACUAUAAAAAAUAAAUAAAAGCUAUAUAUCCCUUGGAUUUUUUUAACACCGAGUAGUGAGAGAGCUUGAAGAAGUUACACACUUCUCCAUCAAACAAAAUGGGUUCAAGCCAUAGUGUAGAGGUUCCGGGUGGUGGUACUGAGGGAUAUCAUGUACUGAAGGUACAGGAUAAUUCUCCAGGUCAAAAGGCUGGAUUAGAAGCUUUUUUCGAUUUUAUUGUAGCCAUAGCUGGAACACGCCUAGAUCAGGAUAACGACAUGCUAAAGGAAUUAUUGCGUCAAAAUGUUGACAAACCUGUAAGAUUAACGGUGUACUCAAGUAAAACACAAACAGUGCGCGAACUUACAUUAACUCCAAGUAAAAAUUGGGGCGGACAAGGUUUGUUAGGUGUCAGUAUACGUUUUUGUUCAUUUGAGGGCGCAAAUGAAAACGUAUGGCAUAUUCUCGAAGUACAUCCCAAUUCACCAGCUGAAAUUGCUGGAUUACGUGCAUAUUCGGAUUACGUUAUUGGUGCGGAUGCUAUACGACAUGAAAAUGACGAUUUGUUUACUUUGAUCGAAUCACAUGAGCAGCAACCUCUUAAAAUGUACGUCUACAAUAUUGAUGACGAUGCAUGUCGUGAGGUAACGAUUAAACCAAAUUCUAAUUGGGGAGGUGAGGGAGCGCUAGGUUGUGGCAUUGGUUACGGAUAUUUACAUCGUAUUCCAGUACAGGCAGUAGUCUCUGUCAUCAAAGCACCUACUACAAUUGAACCCGUAAACACACCAACAAAUAUGGCGACCACCAUACCACCGAUUUCAACAACCAUAACACCAGUUAUAGCACCUACGCUGCCUUAUGUUCCUCCUUUAACAAACACAUUUAAACAAUCACAAACUAAUGCGCCAACAGAUGUUACAAAAGCAAUUGAUGGGUCUGACAACAUUACAAUUUCCACAGCAACAACAACUUUGCAACAGCCAAGUGUUUUUCAAACAUAUUUCAAUCCAGAUGCGAUAGCUUCAGCAGCCAGUAGUGGUUUCGAUACAAUACAUACCACCACCACAACCGAUGCACAACAUACUAUUAACGAAGCUAACGCGUCCAAUAUCUCAUCUACUAUUGGCGCACAGUUCCCCGCUCCUGUUUCUGCUCCCAAUUCACAAGCGGCACAAUUCUACGUUUCUAAUGUUCCUCCACCAGCGAGCUUGUUUAUACCAGGAUCCAGUGAACAAACAGCGUCGGCUGCUGUUGCAGCACCGCAGUUGCCGUAUGCACAGGCCACAUUGUCACCAAAUGUACCAUACGUUUCCACUGCAACCGUACCAAUGUAUUCAAUGGCAACUCAACAACAACAACAAUAUAUGACUGCACCAAUGGCAUUAUCAUAUCCAGCGGGCCAAACAGUAGCCACUUAUCCACAAGUGCAACCAACAACAGGAUUUUAUCCCACACAGACGACACCUAUGCCGCCUCAAAUGUAUGCCCAGCAGUCCGCACCAGAAUCGAAUGCAACCGUUAACGGCACACCCCAGGCAGCAAGUGUUCCAACAACAAGCGUGACACACAUGCAAGCUAUACAACAAACAUUUGCUAAUUAGUUAAACACAAGGAACCUUAUGCAGAUAUAUUAACUUUUACCUUCUUUAAACUAAACUUUUUGUGUUUUAUAUAUGAAUAUAUAUGCUUUAUUCUUUCGCAUAUUGUUUAUAAAAGUCUACAACAUUUACAGUCGAUAUAUCAGAAUGAUUUAGUAAAAUUAUAUUAAAGACGAUUUAUUAAAUUUAUAUAUGUGUAAAUGGCAAUGUGCAAAAUAGAUUCGAAAUCUUGAAAAAUAUAUUGAUUGCUAAAUAGAAUGAUUAUGUAUGUAUCCAAACAAUAUGUAAUAGUGUAGUUUUAUUAGCAAAUCGAAGCUCUGAUGCGAUAGUUGAAUUUAUUUAAUUACAUACACCCGACGUUUGGGAAAGAAUUGUAUGAAGUAGCAACGAUUGCUCUGUUAAAAAUAACUACGGUUUGGUGUUGUGAUUCCACAACUAUCAUGGGAACCUAACCGCUGUAACAUUUCAUAAUCACCUUAGCAACCUGGAGUAAAUAAUUAUAAUAAAUUAAACGAUCAAACAAACAAGGGAAAAAUUCAAAUUGUUGAAAUUUACAAUAGAAAACGUGACAACGGAACUGAGAACGUGUUUACAUUAUGGCUAAUUUCGUUUUUCCCCAAGAAAUUUCCUAUUUUAUUGAGAGCAUACGUCCAUUUCAAUUGGUCGAUAUAGGUAGCUCAAAAUGGUUGGAUGUUCAUGAGAUGAUUAUAAAAUUAAGUCAACAAGCAAUUCUCGAAGCAAGCGAGCAACGUGAGGAAGAAGUGAAAGAGUUUCUAAUUUCACAUGACAAGUUGAAGAUACUCAUUCAUGAAGCCUAUAAUGUUUUCUUGUGGAAGACACGUGUAUUACCACACUUGAUUGAGAUCGAUCCCAAUCCUCAAGCGACUUUCCUAAUAUAUACGGUACUUUUCCACGAAGGCGCUGUAAUUUCCUUAUUGGAUACAGCCCUCUUUCAUGUGAGUGCAUGUGAAGCAUUGCAGGACGCAGCUAUUGAUUUAGUUGACUAUUGCGCACUGGCGGUGGCACAAGUGAUAGGUCUAGUCAGCAUGGGCUAUCAUGAAAACCAAUCGAAACUUGACGUUGACGAGGCCGUAUUGUCAGAAUUGGAGCGUCAGAAACGCGAUCUCAUUUAUAAGAUUGGCAUGCGUUGCAUAUCGAUUUUGUGCUACCUUGCAGAGCAUGUGGAUGCAAUACCUUUAAGCGCCGCGCGUCGCAUGGUAGUUACACAUGAUGUACCUUGGCUAAUGGCAGAUUUGCUACAGUUCCGACCAUGGCAAAGACGCACUGAUAAAGGCAUCCAGCGAUUUAUCAAUGAAAAAUGGAUUACGGUUGAGUGCGCCGAUAUAUCGAAGAUAUCCAAACAAGAGGCGCAGAGUUGGUUCUGCAUGAGGCAAUUACUAUUUAACACAUCCCUGAUGACAUCGUAUGAAUUAAACGAGGAACGCAGGAAGCAUCUUUCAAAGUGUCAGGGUCUCCUUCAAGAAACUCUAUUAGACCAAAUUCCACCAUUGGUUGAGCUAAAGCAGUACCUUUGCAAUUUAAGUGUUUCUGGAAAUCCUAGUGAAAACCAGAAACGUAAAACGAAUUUAGUACUUGAAGAAUUACCGGAAAUACGAGAGAAGCUUAUUGCUGAAGCAGAACGUAUCGGUGGAUUUCCCGUCGUGGCACAAAAGCAAGAAGAAAUAUUUCUGUGCACUGAUAAAGAUAAACUUUUUGAAAUAGCUAACCGUUUGAACACUGCUUAUAAUACAGACUUGCUGGCUGAGAUCGAAGAGAAAACUUCAGAUAUAGUACAAGCCAGUAGUAAUGUUGAUAAUGAAAGCGUAACCGAGAGAAAAUGUGGAAGGUGUGCCAGCAAUGCUAUGAAAAAAUGCGCCAAUUGUAAAAACAUUUACUACUGUUCAAAGAAAUGUCAACAGGAGGACUGGCCACAGCACAAAAGGAAUUGCAUUAAAGUGUAGACACAUCACUGCGCGUUUAACCAAAAUUCAUUUUUACUAAAUCGUAAUUCAUUAUGAUAACUCCGCUAUUUUUCACUUUGUUAUAUUUUUUAUUUAUAAAAGAACUUUUCUGCUCAAAUAAACACGAAGACUUUUGUAUUUCAUGUUCAUCUACUGUCACAAA